Molecule: messenger RNA, 2607 nt
Organism: Caenorhabditis elegans
Lineage: Eukaryota; Metazoa; Nematoda; Chromadorea; Rhabditida; Rhabditidae
Gene: F55A3.2
Product: C2H2-type domain-containing protein
Exons: 5
Coding region: 127-2448 (773 amino acids)
Source: RefSeq, marked reviewed
ACGUCUGUGUAAUAAGCAGUUGCUUGAAACAUGAAGAUCGUAUGCAGAGGGUGGAGCAUUGGAAUGCUCUUGACAUGCCACGUGUCUUGCACUUAGCCCUCUGAUUGCGGUGGAUUUGUGGGUUCGAUGCCGAAACCACCUGGCCCAGUGGCAAAACGGUUAAAACUGAAGGAUGAUUCAGUUUCGGGUUCCGAUUCAGCAUCUACGAGAACGAGUCGAAAAACACGUGGAAAAAUGAUGAGAAGUAAUGAAAAAAUAGGAACUUUGACGAUGGAUGAAGCCAUUAAAGCUGCUGAGAAGAUUACAGGAUUUCAGAAAAUUGAUCUCCGCCUAACACAUCGUCGAGAUUCCGAUGCUGCAAACUCGAUGAAAUGGAUAUCCACAUUUGAUGAAGAUGACGUGGUUAUUCAACGAAAACUCUGUAUGAUAUGUAAGCAGAGUCCGAUGGAUGCUUUUUUCAAAUCUCAUGUUGCUCAAGCUCAUCCAGCUACACCAUCGGAAGCAUCAGAAGUGAUGAGAAGACUCAGUGACGUCAGAUAUUCAAGAUUUUGUCAAAAUGGACAAAUUUCGAAGGAAUCUAUUCAAAAGAUGUUCCCAACGAUUUCACCGAUUCUUCUGAUCAAUUUUCUUGCCGGCUUAGGAUUUAUAAUAUGUCGGAAAGAUUAUAAUAAGAAAUCUGUGAAUUUUGAGAAGAAAUAUCAGGGAUCCGAUGUUCGUGGUGUCUCAAAAUCCGAAGCCAAUGAAAUUCUGAACUCUUUAAAACAGAAUUCCAUUCGAUUUCUGGAUGAACUUGAAUUCAGUGCUGAAAUUGUUACGAAUGCAAGAAUGCUUGAUCCUUCAACUCAAUCUACAGUUCAAUGCCAUAUUUGUGAUAAAAUUUCGAAUCUGAAGAAUUUCACGCGACACAUGCAAAUUCAUAGGGAUUCCUUGGAAAUUUUGGGAAUCAAAUAUUCAUUGGAUGACGUCAUUGAAAUAUUUAAAAGAAUCACUGAUGUUCGAAAUACGUUGUACUACGCAGCACAACCAAUAUCACAAUCAAAAAUCAUGGAAAUUUGUGAAGGAAAUGUCGAAGUUCAGAGGAAACUUGUUUCUUUUCUUCUUGACGCUGGAUUCGUGGUAGCAGACACUUCGAAAUAUGAAUCAUUGGCUCAAAAGAUUAUUGUAAUGGAUCCGGAGAUGCCAGAAUUGAUUGAAGUGAAAGAAGAACCAGAGGAUUGCGAUGAGAAAUAUGAACUACCGAUUCUCGAAGUGUCGGAGCCUGGAAGCUCGGAGCCCAGUGAAUCUAGAACGAGAAGUCGUUCUAGUAGUGUAACUAGUGACACGAGCUCCAUUUCGUCCACGAGUUCAACCGAAUCCAGAAUAAUUCUCCGACCGUGCAGCUCUCCAUCGGAUGAACAAUUCCCAUAUUGUGUACUGAAUGCGAUUCCAGAACAUUUUGAAGUAGAACACGCACUUUUUGAUAUUUUGGAAGCAAUGACAGACGAUUCGGAAUUUAAAUUAGAAAAAUCUCAAUUUGGAUUCCUUCUUGGAUAUACUAUGUAUUGUCUUGUAGUUGCUAAUGGAAGCAAACAGAAUGUUAUUUCACGUUUGACACUCGGGGACUUUCGGAAUUCAAAAAUUGAUGAGCAAUCUGGACUUCAUUAUUUCUCGUUUUCAACUAAAACUACAUGCAAAAAACUCGAUACUCUGGAGUACCUAUGUGCUGAUGAACGAAUUUGGAGAGCUCUAGAGAUAUUUGAAGUUGCAAGAGAAAGAAGAGCAUUAGAAAUGAAAUGGAGCACAUUGAAUGAGAAUUCUGCUCCAUUUUUCUUUUCAUUUGUCUCACCGUCUCCAAUUGUCAAGGAUACAAACUACUGGUUGAGCAUAUUUCUUCGAUCUUGUGGUAUUGAUUGGCUAUGUAAGAGCAAUAAUAUAUGCUCGGCAGCCUGGUCGCUAGUGUUUCGAGAUUCCAAUAAAACAUCUCAUCAACAGUAUGCGAUCACUUAUUUCAAAUUGUUACGAGAAAAAGAACGAAGUCAGAUUCAAUUUCUUGAUGGUGGUCUUGCUGGACAUCCGACUUAUCGCAAAAUUUCGUCUGUAGUAAUUUCAAAGAAACGAAAGAACCAUAUAGUACCGCAUGAAAAGAUUCGAAAAAAACAGAAAAGAUAUAGAACACCGGAACGUAUAGGAAUACCGAACAGGCCCAGAGGUGGAGAUCAUAAAUCUUUGGAUUUUAAGAGAAGAACCGGGAGAUAUGUUGAGCCUGAAAGCCCAGAAGAUUCAGAUGAGACUGAUAAGGUUCAAGAAUCUGUGAUUUGUCAUGUAAAGGAAGAUCCUAUCGAUUCCACGUAUUUUGAUAGUUGUGAAUGUAUCCCAACUCCUCUGGAAAUGACGUCACACUCGUCUUCUCAACUAUAUCAACAAUAUCGUGUGAAAGUCGAAGGAGAUGUGACUCUAACCUGCCUCUAAGCCUGUGUCUCUGCUUCUCUUCUCUCUCUUUCUCUCGUUGAUAAUUACGUUGCUACGGGUUACUUUAUUUACAUGUUCGCUGUCAAGUCAUAUGAUUGCAUUUUUUGUUUUAGAUAAUAUUAUUAUAAUGCUUUAAUAAAUUCAUCUCAUUGUUUAUUC